AUUAAUCGGGAUGAUAGAAAGGCACUCAAAUUUAGACUUGAUACCUUGAAAAAGGCAGAAAAAAAACGGUUAAUGCAAAAACACCUUUCUGAAUGGGACUAUAAGACACGAGAAGCAAAAGGUUUAACGAUUAAAGUUCCAAUGCCUAAUUCACCAAAUUUCUCUUCAUCUUUUUACUCAGAUUCUAGCGAUACUGGAAGUCUAACAGGGGGUAUGCGCCAAAAAUUUGAUACAAUCCAUAGACAUAGUAGAAGAACUAGUGAUAUUUUGGGCGAUAUUGGAGAGGAAUUACAUUCUAGCGACAAUGAGGAUAGUGGAAAUUCAUCAAACUCCAUAAUUAUUGAAGGUACGUCUAAUAUUGAUAUACCGCCCCUAUUUAAUGACUCGAAUUCUUCUAGUUCAGAUGAUGAGGAAAUUCGAAGUUCUUCUUCAGAUGAUGAUAUUCAUGCACGUUGUAGGCAAAUACAUAUUCAGAAUAUUAGAUUACGACGCAAAGCUGAACAAGAUUUACUAGAAUGCC
Molecule: messenger RNA, 520 nt
Organism: Entrophospora candida
Lineage: Eukaryota; Fungi; Glomeromycota; Glomeromycetes; Entrophosporales; Entrophosporaceae
Source: the annotation of a GenBank genome assembly